Messenger RNA from Nycticebus coucang (slow loris), 2957 nucleotides. RefSeq names its product histidine triad nucleotide binding protein 3 (gene HINT3). Gene Ontology annotation, molecular function: catalytic activity. The record is from RefSeq and is a predicted model, not a curated record. The coding region runs from base 267 to 809 and encodes 180 amino acids. NCBI's taxonomy places the organism in Eukaryota, Metazoa, Chordata, Mammalia, Primates, Lorisidae. The transcript is spliced from 5 exons.
CGGCAGCGCCGUCGCGCCCCCCCUAGUGGCAGCCGGCCUCAAGGCCACCCUCUGGUUCCUGGGCUCCGCACGGUGUAGCUUUACCUUAGCGGCCGGCCUAACUCUGUGCUGGCGCCCAGACCCUCUGAGGCAUGGCCCAGCGCCAGUCGACGGGCGACCCCUCGAGGUAAAACCGAGGACGUGCGGGAGCGGGAGCGAGAGGCGCUCCCUGCAUCGGCUCUGGAGUGCCGGAGAAGCCGAGGCUGUAGGCCGCGGGGGCGGGUGCGAUGGCGCAGGAGCAGGUGAACUGCAACUUUGACUUCACCCCAGAUUGUGAGGCAGCGGAGACUGCAGAAUCUACGGUGCCCGCUGUGGAGGCCCCCAAAUACUCUGCGGAGUCCGCGAAGGACUACGACAGCAAGUGCGUGUUCUGCCGUAUCGCGAGACGGCAGGAACCGGGCACCGAACUCCUGUUCUGUGAGAACGAAGACCUAGUUUGUUUCAAAGAUAUCAAACCAGCAGUCCCUCAUCAUUAUCUUGUAGUGCCAAAAAAGCAUAUGGGAAACUGCAAAGAGCUAAAGAAAGAUCAAAUAGAACUGGUUGAGAACAUGGUAACUGUUGGAAAGACCAUUCUUGAAAGGAAUAAUUUCACUGACUUAACAAAUGUGAGGAUGGGUUUCCAUGUCCCACCAUUCUGUUCUAUUUCCCACCUGCAUCUUCAUGUUCUGGCGCCAGUGAGUCAGCUUGGCUUCUUAUCCAGUUUGGUUUAUAGAGUCAAUUCCUAUUGGUUUAUCACAGCUGAACAUUUGAUUGAAAAACUAAGAAAAUGAAAAUGUCAACAGUGGAAGAUUUCCCUAAUCUUGGUUCAAUAUUAACUAAUAUUUUGAUCCUUUUGAUGUCUAACUGCAGUUUUAAGGUUUGUUUGGUUUUAUGAGAAGCUAUUAUUGAGUAGUUUUAAAUUUUUUCUGAUUAUAUAUUUCCUGAUAAUCUAUGAUAUAGUUAUAUGAAUACUUGUCAUUGACUUAUAGGGUUUAAUGGUUACCUGUCUAAAGAUUUUAUAUGUAUGAUGCUAUGGAAAAAUCCCAUUUAAAACAAAUUCUGUUUAUCAAGAAGGGUUCUGCAUUUUUUUUUUUUUUUUUUUGAGACAGAGCUUCAAGCCUCCCUGGGUAGAGUGCCAUAGCAUCACAGCUCACAGCAACCUCCAACUCCUGGGCUCAAGCGAUUCUCCUGCCUCUGCCUCUCAAGUAGCUGGGACCCCGCCACAACGCCUGGCUUUUGGUUGCAGCCGUCAUUGUUGUUUGGUGGGCCUGGGCUGGAUUCGAACCCACCAGCUCAGGUGUAUGUGGCUGGUGCUUUAGCUGCUUGAGCCACAGAUGCCGAGCCCAGGUUCUGCAUUUUUUAAAAAGUCAAACUAUUUUAAUUCCUCAGUAGUCAAUUAUAAUAGCAUUUACUUAUAAAUAAAUUUAUAAAUAAAUUAAUUUAAGUAAUUUAAUUCCUUAUAAAUUCAAUUACUUAUAAAUAAACUUAUAAGUAAAGUAAUUUAAUUCCUUAUGAAGUCAAUUAUAAUAGCAUAUACAUAACAUCUAUAGGAAGUACUUUAUUGGCACCUUUAUUACAGUGAAAGAGAGAAAGAACUUAGCUAUUUCUUGACAGUUCUACAGUUUUACACAUAAAUUUUCAAAAGAAUACCAUACUACUCAGUGAUCGCUGAUCUCUGAAAAGACUUAUAUAUAUGUCACUUUUUAUCAAAUUUCAGGUACUGGUUUUUACUUCUUUAAACCUCAUAUCUUUUUAAAUAAAUUGGCCCUGAAAGCCGUAUAAUAUAUAUAACAUAAUGUCUAACAGUGAGUUUACAGUAACUAUCAAAUAUGCUAUCAGAAGUCACUAAUUUUACCUGUAAUAACAUAAAAGGAAAAGAAACCAAGUGAUUCACAGAAACUACUUUCUGGCUUUUUUUUUUUUUUUUUUUUUUUUAACCGAAAGGAAAUUAGAAUAAAAAGUGGUUAAACUUAGCUUUUUUUACAAUCAUGAAAAAAAAAAGCCUUGUUUGAAAGUGAAGAUAGAUGCAGGUUUAGAUGAGAAAAUUAUUUUAAUAUCACAAUGUUAACACUGAUAUUUCAACAUCUGGGAUCAAUAGUGUAUCAUUUGUUCAUUAAUUUAUUCAUUUAGCAAACAUUUAUUGAGCACUUAAUGUGUACCAGACACUGAAGGAUAAAAAAUAAAGGAUGGAAAUGAAAGAAAUGCAAAUGGAAAGUCUGCCUACAAUUGCUAAUACAGGGGUCAGAUAAAAUCAGCUAUUAGAAUUUAGUGUGUUAGGUGCCAUAAUGCUACAGAAGAGAAUGUGGAAGGGAAACCUUCUGAGAGCAGGUGGCAGUGGAACUGAGUAUUCAAGAUAGAAUGUUAGGUGAGUAGACAGUGACAGUUUAGGCUAAGAAACUCAUAUGUACUUUCCUUGAGUUCUACUUAGCCUGUUAUUUACAGUACAAUUGAUGUAAAUGUCCAAAUUUCAUCUCAUUCACUGAAAGUGAAAAGAAGGAUUUGGAAGUAUGAGUUAUGGGCUUUCAAGCUAUGAUGCCACAGCACUCUAUGGGUGGCCACAAAGUGAGACUCUGUCUCAAAAAAUAAAAAGUAAAUAAAUAAAUAAAUGAGUUAUGGGUUUUCAAAAUUAUAUUUGAAGGUUUUCCAGUAUUGCUUUGUAAUAUAGCUCAUUGCGCACUUACAUAGAUUAAAAACUGUAAGUUUAUGAAUCAGAAAUAUGAUUAACCUCAGAGAAGGAAUUUUUAACAGAUGCAACCAUCGGAUGUUUUACUAUGUGAACUUACAGUGACAGAAGUGACAACAUUUAAAAAAUAACAUGUAAAGUAUUUAAGGACUUCUUAAAUCCUUUAAAGUGUUACCAUUACAAAUUAAAAUAUGCUUGGAGACUAUAACGAUGGGCAACUUUGGAAUCCUAAAUAAAAAAUAUAACAUAGGUGUCA